AUCUGUUGGCCCUAUCCAACAGGACGACCAUCGCUUUGCGAGUCUUGGCGCUUUCGGCUUUCUCAACUAUUUCCCUCGUCCUCAGCAAUUUUACCUGUCUGUGAAAUUGACUCAAAUCACUCUCUCGAGCCCGUUUGCUUGUCAAGUUUGGCGCUCCACCUUCGCACACUAUGGCAUUCCCUACGCUGGGAUGAUAUCCUUCAAGUACCAGGACCUGAAGGUCCUCCUCUUGUUCGCAUACUGAUGCAGGUCUACCUUCCUGGGGUUGCAAUUCCUGCGAGCGGCACCCGCGACCGUCGUUAUCGUAAUGAAGGUGUCGGCAAAGCAAAGCGAGACAACGAUAACGAUGGCGAAGAGGAAGACGAUGAAAAUGGUUCCAUUUCCGGCGCUGUUAAGGCCUCUGGAGAGAGGAUCACUAAGACUGAUUGGGACGACGAGCUCGAUGAUAGUUCCCAGGCUGGAGGGCCUGAUAUCUUACGAUUGGACGACGAAGCUAUAGGUUGUAUUGGUCGUGAUGGCUUUGGCCGACCGUGCCAUCGAGAACGAAUCGAAGCAUCAGGUUGGGGUCGUCCUGAAGGCAUUACAGAACGCCGAAUUAUAUCCAUUAAGCCAAAUGUAAGCCCUCUUCCCCGACUGCAUCACUAA
Protopolystoma xenopodis is the source of this 645-nucleotide messenger RNA. NCBI's taxonomy places the organism in Eukaryota, Metazoa, Platyhelminthes, Monogenea, Polystomatidea, Polystomatidae. The record is from the annotation of a GenBank genome assembly.